AUGUCCACUGAGGCCUUGGCGGCAAUGGCCUACGACGUCGAGAGACUGGCGACGGGCAAUGACGAUGUCCAUCGCGAGAUUGCCAGGAUGGUGUCGGACCCUGCUAUCGCGGGGCUGUCGUACGACCUCCGGUGGAGGCGACGGCACUUGGACCACGAGGACAUCCGUCAAGUUCUUCGCGGAGUUGCUCGAGGACCAGGUUCUAGACAAACUCGUGCGCAUCACCAGGAGCUUCUAGGAUGGGGGACCCAACUACGGCCAUCUCGUCGCCCUUGGACCCGAUGGCUUCGUCCUCUGCACGUGUCUGAGGCCCCUCGUCUACGGUCUUGGCUGUCGGCAUGGUCUCCGGGCCGCGCGAUACGNGAUGUCCAUCGCGAGAUUGCCAGGAUGGUGUCGGACCCUGCUAUCGCGGGGCUGUCGUACGACCCCACCUCCGGUGGAGGCGACGGCACUUGGACCACGAGGACAUCCGUCAAGUUCUUCGCGGAGUUGCUCGAGGACCAGGUUCUGGACAAACUCGUGCGCAUCACCAGGAGCUUCUCGGAUGGGGGACCCAACUACGGCCAUCUCGUCGCCCUUGGACCCGAUGGCUUCGUCCUCUGCACGUGUCUGAGGCUCCGUGUCUACGGUCUUGGCUGUCGGCAUGGUCUCCGGGCCGUGCGCGAUACGGAUUUCGGCUUCAACGGAGGGUGUAUUGCGUCCCGCUGGCGUGACAGCACUCAGCCGUGGACGAUGGAACACCUCGCCGCUAAACGUGCGGCACCAGCAAAUACAGCUGCGGGCGUUCCCGGAGGUAUGCCGCCCGCUCCUGUGGAUCCCGUUUUUUUCUCCAACUCGAAGCCCACGGCGAGAGUAAGCAACUGGGCCAGCUGCGUCGCCUUCGGGAAGGAGCUCGCAUCUCUCAUGACAGACGUGGACGCCGUCGCCCCCUGCCAACGCGUCCUCAACAACCUCACCAACUACGCCAAGCAGCUCAUCGAGGUGGAGGCGAGGUCGCAGCAUGAGGCCACCACGAACCGGAUUUUCACGGGAGUCGUGGCCCGGCCUGUGACCGCUACCGACCCGCCAGAGGGAGGGCCGGUGGGGGCCGGGCCGGGAGGAGGCCGCGGACGAGGGAACGGGCGAGGGCGAGGCCGGGGUGGGGCNCUUAUACAUGAGACACGAAAUUAUCUCAAUCUCAAUGUCCUCUCGAAACAAUACCAGUGUCCUCUUGACAAAUGUGCUAUCGACGUGAGUGCAUGCUCUCGAACCAACUCCUAA
Ectocarpus sp. CCAP 1310/34 is the source of this 1260-nucleotide messenger RNA. Lineage: Eukaryota; Phaeophyceae; Ectocarpales; Ectocarpaceae. The record is from the annotation of a GenBank genome assembly.